ACCUCCUAAUGAUGGAGAAAAUUGUGUUUUUAGUAUUGAAGGCAGCACUGAUUCUGUCAGUGUUAUGUCAAUCAUGUAUCUGCAGUAGUGAUUUCUUUGAUAUUGUUGAACUUGCUAACUUAAAUGGGAGAGUUGGUGAUGAUGUAAUGUUUGUGAGGGAGUCAAAUGGGCUGGAAGCUUAUCAAUUAUCUCAUCCAAUUACUAUAUCAGCAAAUAAUAGUGACUGGAUUAAUCUCAGCAAGAGGCUGCCUAACAGUGCUUAUUUUGCUCAUAUUGAUAGUAACUAUACUGGUAAUGUCUUUGUGUGGUCAACUGAAUCCAGCAGUGUCAUUGUUAAACUUGAUAUUAUGAGAGAAGGAACAGAGCAGAAGUUUCUCAGUGUACAGAUAUUAGACAGAGAAGCAAUAAAGUUUGUAUUGCCAGCAUCAAAUUCUACCUACCGUACAAUUGGACUGAGAAUAGCUUAUGGCUGCACUGUCACUGCCUUUGUUGACUGCUAUGAGUUAACUUCUGCUGAUCAGCCUGAUUUAAUUCAUGGGAUAAAUAGUACUAAAGACAUUUCUAUUUUUGGAUCAGCAUCAUCUUCAAAUAUGCCAAAAGUUUCUCAUUUGAUUUUUUCAUCUAAAGCUAGCACUGCUGUUAUUGAUUGCCCACGAAUAAAGGUCAAAGUAGGAGCUGAUAAACAGGGGAUAAGGGGUCCUGCUGGACAAAGAGGUCCACAAGGAUUUAAAGGAGAUGUUGGUGACAGUGGUGUUCAAGGACCUUCAGAAAACAAUGGCAUUAGAGGAAGACAAGGACGUCCAGGCUCUCCUGGAACUUCUGGUGAUGGUGGUGAUAAAGGUGAAAUG
This is a messenger RNA of Amphimedon queenslandica, 848 nucleotides long. Its product is annotated as collectin-12-like. The annotation marks the transcript as partial. The record is from RefSeq and is a predicted model, not a curated record. The transcript is spliced from 7 exons. NCBI's taxonomy places the organism in Eukaryota, Metazoa, Porifera, Demospongiae, Haplosclerida, Niphatidae.